Molecule: messenger RNA, 519 nt
Organism: Fonsecaea erecta
Lineage: Eukaryota; Fungi; Ascomycota; Eurotiomycetes; Chaetothyriales; Herpotrichiellaceae
Exons: 1
Coding region: 1-519 (172 amino acids)
Source: RefSeq, a predicted model, not a curated record
AUGCCCAAGACUACACUCGAAAGCCUUGCUGCGCCAAGUCGCCCUUUAGAGGCGCCGGCUUUGGAUGAUCUAGAACUGCGGUACUCGUAUGAAAUCGCUCGAGGGGAGAUGGGCGUCUUGUCUUUUGAACCCUACAAGGAUCUCAUUUUGCCUUACUGGACUUUUCGAACCGUUCCGCUUGCACGGAAAUCAGCAGAGAUCUUAUGGUCCAUCUUCGAAUCGUACGUGGAACGCGGGGAUUUGGUCGGAGCAGACAUGACUCGCAAAUUCGUCCAGAUGGGGAUGACGCGCGCCCGUCGGUACGCCAACCAUAAAGGAGGUCGCAAAUAUGGCGCCGAUGGGAAGCAGUUGGCAAAGUGGACCGAAGACGAUGUGGACGGGAAGAGAAAGGAGAAAGAGGAGGCGAGUGAAAUCUUCAAGGUUUACUGGAGACGCUGCAUCGGCUCGGAGGAAUACAUUCGAUUGAAGAACGAAUGGUUGAAGGCCAAACAACAGUAUCUCAAGGUCCCUCGCAGCUAG